GUUUACUAUUAUCAAUAUCCAAAAGUUUGCCCUCUGUUUCUUUCAAAGUAAAAAGAACAGAGCCCUCCAAAGAGAACAAUUCACCUGAUCAAUUUUAUCUAUAUUCCCAACGCGUAAGCAGUACCCACCUGAAUAUGGUUCUUUCAACAAAACAAUCCGAGCGUGGCAAAGAAAUUAAAUUCAAAGAAGAAGAAAAUAAUUAUACAACAAUGGUCUUUCCAAAGAAUGUGGAUAAAUCCGACAAUAUGACUAUUGUCAUUCUCGGAGCCAGUGGAGAUUUGGCUAAGAGAAAACUCUUCCCUGCCUUGUUUACAAUUUUCAAAGAAGGAUUUCUCGGAAGUGCUUGGAGAGUUAUUGGUUAUGCCAGAUCUAACUUGACAAAACAAGAAUUAAUUGAUACACACUUAUUACCAUUCCUUAAGAAACACGAUAAGAAAGAUUUGGAUGCCUUCUUUGAACAUGUUUUUUAUCAAGCAGGUCAAUAUGACAAGGAAGAAGAUUUCCAAGCUCUUAACAAAUUGAUGGAACAAUGCGAAAUUGAAGGUGAAAAGAUUUUGGAAGCUGAACACAAAUCUCAAUUGGAACACAAGUGUUUGACCGAUGAUGAAGUGUUUGAUGACUGUAAAUCUCCAACUGCUCCAUUCAAACCACGUCGUCACAGAUUCUUCUACUUAUCUUUACCUCCAAAUGUUUUCCUUAGCUCUGCAUCAAUGCUCGGAAGAACUUGUAAAUCUCAAACUGGAUAUAAUAGAAUUGUUAUUGAAAAGCCAUUCGGUAGAGAUUUGAUCACUUUCAAGAAACUUUCAAAUGGUUUAUCUAAAGUUUUUGGAAAGGAUGAAAUUUACAGAAUUGACCACUAUAUCGGAAAGGAAGUUGUUCAAAACUUGCUUGUUCUCAGAUUUGCUAACGUAAUUUUGGAACCAUUGUGGAAUAGAAACACAAUUAAGAGUGUUCAAAUCAUUUUCAAGGAAGAAUUGGGAGUUGAAGGAAGAGGUGGCUAUUUCGAUAGUUAUGGUAUCAUCAGAGAUGUUGCUCAAAACCACUUGCUCCAAAUUUUGGCUCUCAUUGCUAUGGAACCACCAGUUACAUUGAGCCCAACUGAUAUCAGAAAUGAAAAGAUUAAAGUACUCAAAUCAAUUGAACCUGUCAAGAUGGAAGAUAUCGUAGUUGGUCAAUACAAAGGAAAGGUAAUUAAUGGUGAAAAGGUUCUCGGUUACAGAGAAGAUCCAAGUGUUGCCGAUGAUUCUAUCACACCAACCUAUGCUGCCUGUGUCCUUAAAGUUAAGAAUAGAAGAUGGGAUGGUGUUCCAUUCUUCCUUGAAUCAGGUAAAGCUCUUGAUGAAAGACUUGCUGAAAUCAGAAUUACCUUCAAUGAAGUUCCAGCCAACUUAUAUACACAUGCUGUAGUUAGUCCAAAUGAAUUGGUUAUCAGAAUUCAACCAAAUGAAGCUAUCUACUUUAACAUUGUAAAUAAGGUUCCAGGUUUGGGUGAAAAACUCUCUGAAUCUCAACUUAACUUUACUUAUAAGACAUUGUAUGAUGCCAAGAAGAUUCCAGAUGCUUACGAACGUCUCAUCCUCAAUAUGGUUCAAGGAGAUGAAUCUAAUUUCUUAUCAGAGGAUGAACUCAAGUAUUGUUGGCAAAUCUUUGAUCCAAUUCUCCAUGAAUUGCAAGAAAAGCUUGUUCAACCAGAGCCAUAUCCAUUUGCCAGUGCUGGCCCAACAGCAGUUCAUUAUUUGAGAGCUCGUUAUGGUUUAGUAGCAAGCAAAAAUGAUUCUGAUUUGUAAAAAUUGUAAAAUUACACAUUUAUAUGACAUUGAGAGCUUUCAGAUUUUUGAAUUUGGCUAUCUUUGAAAUAACCUUCGUUAGAAACAUGCAUUCCAAAUCAUCCUUAUUAUUUCCUUUCAUUAUUGUAAUGAUAUUUUCAGUUUCCCUCAUUAGAAUAUCCACUACUUGUGGUUGGUAAUUUUCGAAUAUUAUUGUCACCAAGUUAUCAUAAAUUUUCAGAAUAUAAAAUGGUUUUCCAUUAUACAAUUCCUUAAC
Molecule: messenger RNA, 2043 nt
Organism: Naegleria gruberi
Lineage: Eukaryota; Heterolobosea; Eutetramitea; Acrasida; Naegleriidae
Product: glucose 6-phosphate dehydrogenase
Exons: 6
Coding region: 135-1787 (550 amino acids)
Biological process (GO): pentose-phosphate shunt, oxidative branch; glucose metabolic process
Molecular function (GO): NADP binding; glucose-6-phosphate dehydrogenase activity
Source: RefSeq, a predicted model, not a curated record